Gigantopelta aegis is the source of this 5509-nucleotide messenger RNA. Its product is annotated as protein FAM114A2-like. Bases 155 to 2209 code for a protein of 684 amino acids. The transcript is spliced from 13 exons. The record is from RefSeq and is a predicted model, not a curated record. Lineage: Eukaryota; Metazoa; Mollusca; Gastropoda; Neomphalida; Peltospiridae.
UAUACGUAUGUGGUUAAAAAUAUCAACAAAAAUCUAAGCAGAAGUUGACGUGGCUAGGAAUCUAAACCGCAAUUUUGCAAAAGUUUUGAUGUUGUUUUGUAACAGAAGCAACGAUACUGAAUUAUUUUCUACAUAGCAACCAGACAAAUAGAGAAUGGCAGACUCAGAAAAGAAUGAGCAAGAUAAAGGGAAAGGCAGAAAGAAUGCUAAAAAAAAGACUGGAUCAAAACCUGCAGAAGACAAGUCAAAGAAAAUGACAACCGCACAGACAUCUAAACCUGCAGAAGAUGAGGCAUCUAAACAACCAUCCAAGCAGAUAUCGAAGGAGGAACCAGUUACUCAGGUGACCCAAAAAGCAUCUGGUGAUGCAGAUGAGCUGAAAACAGAAGUCAUGGGAAACAUUGUGAAAAAAGAUGACAAAGAGAACAUUGUGAAAAAAGAUGACAAGGAAAACAUUAUGAAAAAAGAUGACAUGGAAAAGAUUGUAAAAAAAGAUGACAAGGAUGUUGCUUCUGUUCCAGAUAUGAAGGACACACAGAAGGAGUCUGGUGCUGUGGAGGAUGUCCAAACGGGUAGCACAGAGGAAAAGUCUGAUAAAGCAGACGUAAGUGCUGCGAGUCAGAAUCAGAAAAAUGAAACUGAGAAGUUGGGAAAGCAGAAUAAUUCUAAUCAAAGCACUGAAGAGUUGGUUAGUGAUAACAAAGACACAGCUGAUACGUCAAACACUGUGAGUGGUACACCAAAAUCACAAGACAUACCAAGGUCAGUGGAAAAAGAACACACCCCAGAGCAGGACAAGGUACUCGAUGAGCUGUCAGAGGUAGCUGAUGAAUCUGGAAGUUGGGGAUGGGGAAAAUCUUUACUGAAGACUGCAUCCAGAUCUGUCACAACAUUCACCCAGCAAGUUGGUGAAGGUUUCACAACAUUUGUUGAAACAAUUGAAACUGGUCUUGGAGCACCUCCAGUGGAUGUUCUUGCCAGAAAUACAUCUGAAGUCUGGGAAACCGAAAGAAACGAUAAUGAUGCAUGUCCUGCAACAGAACAGCCUCACAAGGAAAGUAGUGAAAUAACAAAACCAACUGAGACUGACCGUGCAUCUGUAAAAGAGGCUGAGAUUGAAACAGAGACUGAGUCUGAAACUAAACCUGAAGGUUGUGAAGAAAAGCAAACUGCUGAAGCUGCUAGUGGCUGGUUCUCUGGGUGGGGAGUUGGAAACCUAACAUCCAAAAUACAAAAUACGGGCAAAUCUUUCAUAUCUGGAAGCCUUGAUGCUGUGGAAGCUGUGGCCACAGGAGGUCUGAACGUCCUCGAGACGAUUGGCAAGAAAACAAUCGACGUUCUUAACGAACAUGAUCCUGAAUUCAAGAGGACGAAGAAUAUUCUCUUCCACAAGAAGGACAAGGUGACCCUGUCGCAGGUUUUACGGGAUGCUAAGGACCAGGCAGAGCACAGAGUUCAGCAGGAUCAGGAGGCAGAGGAAUCGAGGAAAGCUAACUUUGGUGCUAUGUUUGAUGAAUUCCAAGGUUUGGCGCAUCUUGAGGCUCUGGAAAUAUUAUCCAAUCAGAGUGAGAAACAGGUGCAGAUGCUGUUGGCGGCCAUGACAGAUGAAACUGUAGCAGCUCUGAAGCCACAGCUUGUGAGAAUGAAGAACACGUUUGAACUGGAAGACAACGAUGAUGAUGAUCAACAGGAGCAUGAAUUUUCUAAGCUUGUCACUGAACAUUUAUCGGAACUUCAUCUUGGAACAACACCAGACAAAAUUAACAAGACCCAGGAAAAAAUUCGACAGUGGAUUACUGAUUUUUAUACUAAAGAUGAAGCUGGAGAAAAAACAGAGCCAAAGGAGAUUCACCAGUGUGCUAUCCAGAGUUUGGCAGAAAUAUCAGCAAAAGCUGUGGAGCAGUUUCACAAAGCAGGUGAACUGCUACUGCUGCAGAAAGAUUCUGAUAGGAGUUGCUAUGACCGAGCAAAGAGUUUGGCAAGUUUCACUCAAGUCCUCUGCACAGAGAUUGGCAUCUUAUCCACCAAAUUCUCUCAGUGUCUUAAUAAAGCUGCUGAGGAUAUUGAAGACUCUUCUCUUGUUACACCAAUGGUUACCAAUAUCUUUCUGGAGGCAUCUAACAGCAGCACAUAUAUUCAAGAUGCCUUCUGUCUGCUGCUUCCAGUGCUACAACAAGCUGAGAUCCAGAGUAGUCAGACGACGUCAUGAUCUGUGUUCAGAUUCCUCAACUUGGCCUUUCCAUUCUUUACCACUGUUUAAGAACAUUGGAAUUUGGUUCGGCUGAAUUCCGAACAUUUUUUUAUGUCAAAUUGAUGUGCUAUUUAUAAGUCAUUGUUAGUAAAAUGACUGUGGAAUUGUCUUUCCCACCAUGUUAAAGUAGAUUAUUACUUGGCAUUUUCUUCAUGCAUCAAAAAACCCAGAAAAAUGCAUUAGUUGAAUGGCAUAUUGUCUUAACAAUGGUGUGGAUAUAUUGCAUCUUGUGAAGACUAAUUUUGGCACAAAGCCAGUGACCAGUUCUCUUUAUUGUAGUUAAUGUUUAUUUACAUACUCAGCAACUGUAGUGCAAUUUUGUUGUGUAAAUAAAUCUGUAGUAAUUCAUGUACAUAUUUGUUUAAUAAAUAUGUAAUCCCUUAAAUGCAAUUGGUGGUGAUGAUAUAAUUGAUCUGGGAAUAUGGUAUAAAAAUCAUUAAUUAAAGGUAAAAAAAUCUUAGUUUUAUUUAUUACAAUAUUAUGUUUUAUUUAAUCAUGUAGUGUUCAAGAUAAAAUACUGUGAUAUGAUGUGGCAUUAUAAAAUUAAUAUAACACAGCAUCAAGCAAGUUAAUACUGUGUACAAGACAAAUGCUUUCUUAUACCGUCCUUUACAUUUGUUGCAAAUCAAAACCAAGUAAUGCAGAAACAUUUGCAGAGGGGAUGAACACCCACAUACACAUAAAAUGAACUUUAAAAAAGAAGUAUGUACCUGCAUUUGCCAUGAUGAAUUUUAUUUGUAGAAAUAGUAUUUCAAACAUGUUAUCAAGGAAGUAAAAUCAGUUCAGCUAAACAAAAUUAAUACAUAGUCCUACAAAACAAAAUUUGUUUGUUAUUAAUAUACAUAUUUUCAGUUGUAAUUAUAAUUAUUUCAUUUGCUAUAACAAUUUCGUACAUGACUAUGUAUAUAUAUAUAUUCAGAAUAAAACAAAAUUGUACAUCCUGAAUUUUUUUUAUUUAUAAAGUGUUGCUUUUACUAGCCUUUGUCAUGAAGAAUUUUACUUUUAUAAUGCAGGAACUUGGAUUUUAGGACAUGUAAUUUUCAAAUUUAAAAAACCCCACUGACCCUGAACCCCUUUAGAAAUUUUUUGGAUGUCCCCUGCAAAAUUUCUGGCAUAUGUGCCUGUUAUUGUGUUUCUUUUUUUUUCAGGUAAUAAUUUAUUUAAUAUAUAUAUAUUUUUAAAAUGUAUUGUACUGAGAUAUGAUUGACCGUCAGAGUAAGUAAUUGCAUUUGUUUGGUGUUCAUUAAGAAAUUUAAGAAUUGUUUUGUUUUGGACAUGAUCAUCAUAUUAACAUCCAUGGUAUUACCGUAAACAGAUGUAUGUGAUAAGAAAUCUUAACACUAAUAUAUUAAACAUAGUCAACACUUGCAUUGCUCAGGAUAUUAUUUCGGUUUCGGGUUUGCUUUUAAUAGUUAAAACCUUUUUAGAAAUGUAUCAUGAGAAUACUGUUACUGUAAAUAACUAUUUUUAAGGACAUAUUAUGUAUUUGAUGUUCAUGAAAUUGGUUGAUGGUCAAGAAAUUGGGCUUUGCAUGUACAAAAAUGGGGCAUUUCAUAUAUACAUAGUUUAUAUCCAUCACUAACCAUCUUUAAUUGUUGUUUUUUGUAUUAUUUGUUGAAAUGUUUUCAGUGUGUCAAAUGCACCGUGUAUCUCCAUAAUUUUGACUCCAUGCAAGUCAAGAUUUGUUAAAAUACUUCAGAUUAUUACUUCCUCACAAUCAAAAUGUAUACAUUUUUGUUCAUAUUUUGUGAGCCAUGUAUUUUUAGUUUAACGUGCAGUCAGGCACUCUUGCUUACAGAUUUGGAUUCAAAUAGUAAUUUUGUUUUGUGUGUGGACCAGUGGGCAUUAUUAUGUCUAAUAUUCAUGGAUCAUUGUUCAAACUAGAUGUCCAAAACACAGAAAGUGAAAUUAAUAAUCAUUAGCGAGACGUUUAGACACCAACAUCAGGAACAAUAACCAAUAUAUGUAUCUUUGAAAUGAAAACAAUUUUGUCUUGUAAUUUAACUGUCAAGCCAAGAGUCAAAAUCAUGGAAGAUGCCAAUUUUCUAAUUUUGUCUCGUAAAUGCAGAAGCUAGUGCUAUGUAUACAAGUUACACAUUUCAAAUGAUUCACAAAAAUCCUAAAACUGAUAGUGAUCAUUUUAUGCUCUGCAAAGUAAAACAACUGGAUGGAUCCAUAUACAGUACUAGAAAAGAAGAAAACCAGGAACUUGAAUUACAGAUUUGUUAUAAAAUUUAUUCUCUCCCCCACCCCAGCCACCCCCAAUCAUGGGAAUAUGUUUAUAACUAAAAAAAUUGACUGGAAAUGGACUUUUUAAUAUUUUUAUGUGCAGGUUGGUUUUUUAAUUUUGUAUUUCAAAUGUAUUUAGUCUCCUAGAAAUUGGUCAUGUCAAGACUAGAAUGUCAAGUUACUUCAUCACAUUUGGGAAAUAAGCCAGAAACCUGUCUAGGCCGACACAAUAUGAAGCAAUAUUCUAAUCGGUCCAUUCCUGUGAUAUGUCACCAUUGUUUUAAUUCUAGUUUUCAAGAAUUUACAGCUGGAAACAAUGCAAUUUGACGGGUUUUUUUGCAUUAAUGUUGAUAAUUCGAACCUCCAACUAACUGAACUGUAUAUGUUAAACAGCUGUAGUGCUUUUAGUCCAUGAUAAUACAUAUCUGAAUAAUCGUUCAAGUAAUUUAAGCAUAAAUCUGAUACUAGUCAUUGUUAUGUAGUUUGACAGAAUACAACAGAGAUCGUGGAAUACUAAACCAGCAAUAGAUUAUGUUUAGCACAUUUAUCACUUAAUGAUACUGGCCAAUGUAUUCAGUUGAGGACCAAAUAGAUCUUGCCAUUUUUGGUUAAUAGUUUUCCAAAUAAUGCUUGAAAUGUUAACCAUUUUGUUUCAUUAAAAUAGUAAUUAAUUUUUCAUCAGUAUUGAGCAUUUCAGUGAAAUCAUGAAUUACGGAGAAUGUACUUUCAAGUGUGAAUACAUGUAAAAUAAUUAACUGGCUGCUAUAAAGCUCCUGAAUUAUUUUUCAUACUUUCUUGUGUAUUCUCCACUACAUAAUUUAUGCAAAUUCAUUGUAUAUCAUCUAUAUGCAAAGCUGAUUAAAUUGUUUUUACUACUUGAGGUCAAACUUGUUUAAUAUGUUAUCCGUAUAGAAAUAUAUAUUCAAAUGUUGCUUGUACAAACAAUCCCUCCAUAUUAUUAAUGGUAAAUGUGUAUAAAUUACUUAGAAUAGACCAAUAAACAAUUUCCAGUUUUGGAUUUUUCAGUUA